CCAAAAAUUGGAGGUAGAACAGAAACCCUAGCAUUCGCCUCUGCUCCUUCGUCGUCUCUCUUGGCCUCCAUUUUUACGGAGAUAGGUUAAUUCGAACUUCAAGCAAUGGCAACGACGGAGAGCACGGUCUUACAAUUUUCACAGUCUUCUAACACGUUAUCUGCGAAGGUUCACCCUCUGGUUAUCUUCAACAUUUGUGAUUGCUAUGUGAGGCGCCCUGACCAGGCAGAUCGAGUAAUCGGUACUCUUCUUGGCUCGGUUUUACCUGAUGGAACCGUUGAUAUUCGCAACUCUUAUGCUGUUCCUCAUAACGAGUUUUCGGAUCAGGUUGCUCUGGAUAUUGACUAUCAUCACAAUAUGUUAAGUUCCCACCAAAAAGUUAAUCCAAAGGAGGUUAUCGUUGGAUGGUACUCAACUGGUAUGGGAGUUACGGGUGGCAGUGCAUUGAUACACGAAUUUUAUUCUAGAGAAGUUGCAAACCCUAUUCAUCUGACCGUUGAUACUGGAUUUAACAAUGGUGAAGGAACAAUAAAAGCCUAUAUCUCUGUCAAUUUGUCCCUCGGAGAUAGACAGCUUGCUGCUCAGUUUCAAGAAAUUCCUUUAGAUCUUCGAAUGAUCGAAGCUGAGAGACUUGGAUUUGAUAUUCUGAAGACAACUUCUGUUGAUAAACUGCCAAAUGAUUUGGAAGGAAUGGAAGCUUCAAUGGAGAGAUUGCUUGCCUUAAUCGACGAUAUUUACAAAUAUGUUGAUAACGUUGUGGAAGGGCAUGUUGAGGCAGACAACACGAUAGGGAGAUUUCUUGCUGACACUGUAGCCUCUCUUCCAAAACUGUCGCCAGCUGCUUUCGAUAAGCUGAUGAAUGACAACGUGCAGGACCAUUUGCUGUUGCUGUAUUUAUCAAGUAUCACCAGAACACAGCUGAGCUUGGCUGAAAAGUUGAAUACGGCUGCUCAGAUUCUGUAACUUCUUCAACCGAUUUUGCGUGUUAUUUAUUUGGUGAUUGACCAAAAAUCUAAGAAUUCGGGUACUUGGUCCUACGAAAUGCUCCCUUCCCCUCCUGAAAACCUUUUUUUUUUCUUAUAAAUGUUGAGUUCAUUGUCAGAUUCUCUUAUACUGCGCUGCUUUGUGGAAUAUAUUGCCUAGUUUAACGGACGAGGGUUGUACUACCAUUAUUACCAUCAAGAACAUUGCCCAGAUGCCCAAUUUUCCGCCCAUACUCUGGAGUAUAAUUGGUCGUUUAAAGGCAACAAUAUGAUCCACUUUCAAUUUUCUAGAAGAUGAGAUACUAUUCCCGUUGGGGUUA
This is a messenger RNA of Cucurbita moschata (crookneck pumpkin), 1303 nucleotides long. RefSeq names its product eukaryotic translation initiation factor 3 subunit F-like. The coding region runs from base 106 to 963 and encodes 285 amino acids. Gene Ontology annotation, cellular component: eukaryotic translation initiation factor 3 complex, eIF3m. The transcript is spliced from 6 exons. The record is from RefSeq and is a predicted model, not a curated record. Gene Ontology annotation, molecular function: translation initiation factor activity; metallopeptidase activity; translation initiation factor binding. Gene Ontology annotation, biological process: translational initiation. NCBI's taxonomy places the organism in Eukaryota, Viridiplantae, Streptophyta, Magnoliopsida, Cucurbitales, Cucurbitaceae.